This is a messenger RNA of Rotaria sp. Silwood1, 753 nucleotides long. Lineage: Eukaryota; Metazoa; Rotifera; Eurotatoria; Philodinida; Philodinidae. The record is from the annotation of a GenBank genome assembly.
AUGCUAUCAUUAAAAAAUUAUUUUGUCAAUUUAAAUAUAUAUGAAUCAUCGACUGAUUCAACAGCAACAGAUGAAGAAAAAGAAUAUGAACGUCGAUUAAAUAUUAUUUCAAGUCGAAUAUUUUUUAUUGUUUUUAUCAUCGUUCUAAUUGGACUUGUUAUCUUUAUAAAAACAAGAAAUCAAAAUACAUUUAUUAUAGUUGAAAAUCCUAAUGAAAAUCAAUUCAUAAAUUUACCAUCUGAUGCUCGUUGUUUAUGUUCUCGCGUAUCAAUAUCCUAUGGUAAAUUUAUUUCAAUUCAAACACGAUUUCAUCAGAUAUGUUCAAGUGAUUUUAUAUCUAAUCGAUGGAUUAAAGCAAUUCAUAUUGGAUUAAAUAUAACUUAUUUUUCUGCUUAUGAUUUUCGACCAGAAGUGAGUGCAAUGUUUAAAUCACUUGAAAGUUUUUGUCGACUUUCAAAAGAUUAUGCUAUUCAAAGUAUUGAUUCAUUUAAUAACAAUUUAUUUAUAAGUCAGGAAGUUUUAACAGAACCUGUAUUUCAAUCGCAAACAAAUUUUAUAAUUGAUCAAUUUCUACUAUCAUCACCGAUUGAUUUCUUAACAGAAUUAAAAUUAAUACAAAAAAUGAUAAUCGGAAAUCGUUUUGUAUCUGCUCUUCAGACUAAUUAUUACCAUUAUCUUGAUGCUUACACACAUAUCGAUUUUCAAAUUACAAUGUUCAAUCGAGUUUUCAGCAUGAUCAACAGAAUGGAUUAG